AUGCUAGAAAUGACAGAAGCCCAGCUCCAGAUGUGGAAAUCAGUUCUAAUCGACAAGAUCGAUUACCUGGAAAACCACGAAGACUGUGUUGUAAUAAGCAUCGAUAAGAAGACAGGUGAUAUCAUCCAACAGUACGAAUAUGAGUAUUCUCUCGAUAGGUUUCUGGAGCAUCUCGCGUCACUACAGAACGUGCCUGUGGUGACUUUGGCUGCUGCACCCACACAAGAAAGCUGGGAUCACGGUGGACUCUCGGAAGAUGCUCCAGACUUGAAGACUGCAAAUGGAGAGAGCUCAAGUGAGAGUCCACACACAGAUCCGGAUUUUAAGGACUUGGAUAUAUUCUCGGACACUGGGUCUGAUGGAGAGUCUUGGAUGACAUAUUCAGAUACUUCCAGCGAACGAUCAUCUGAACGUCACAUCCGUGAGAAGACCAGCAAGGAAAAACUGAAACUGCCAUGUUUGGGGGAUACGGAGCAAGUGGAAGAGAUAGAAGAACAAGGUCAGAGUACAGGAAUAGACACUGGCAUCAAAGAUGGGCUUGCACUGGCUGCAACAGUCAAUACAAUUUUGAUUGCAUGCUUGUGGAUUGCAGAGAAGUGGGAACGUGUAAAGUAG
Molecule: messenger RNA, 615 nt
Organism: Cadophora gregata
Lineage: Eukaryota; Fungi; Ascomycota; Leotiomycetes; Helotiales; Ploettnerulaceae
Exons: 1
Coding region: 1-615 (204 amino acids)
Source: RefSeq, a predicted model, not a curated record